Molecule: messenger RNA, 1572 nt
Organism: Tetranychus urticae (two-spotted spider mite)
Lineage: Eukaryota; Metazoa; Arthropoda; Arachnida; Trombidiformes; Tetranychidae
Source: RefSeq, a predicted model, not a curated record
AUGUUAAUUGGGUUGAUAAAAUUGGUGUUGAUCGCGAUGCUGAAAACGAUAAUUUUGUUGAACAAGAUCAAGACUUCUAUCCUGUUAAAUUAGAAGACAAAAUCUUCAAUAAAGAUCUAACUAAUCAAAGUAAUUUAAACAAAGUGAAAUCUGGUGAAUGUGAAGAGUUGACAAAUUCCAAUACUAAUGAAAAUUAUAUAAAUGCCGAUGAAAAUGAAUACAGUGAUCAUGAUGAUAAAGUUGUUAAUAUGGUUCAGAAUAUUUGGAGACAAGUGGAGAAGGAGAAAAAUUGUACGAGGAAGAGUGCGAUGAAUUUGAUGAACCAGAAUAUUGUCCGAUUUCCCAUCUUAUUACUAUUCUUGAAAAUGGCUGUCAUCUUUAUUCAAUUCCACCUCCUUCACUCCCACUGGCUGAAUAUCAUUUCUGCGUGGUUUCAGCUCUAGUCGAUCCAAGUGAAUUUUACAUUCAUUUAUUCAAUGACACUUAUCAAUUGGAUGAUAUUCAAGAACAAUUGUCCAAUCAUUUUGCUAUCAUUCAAUUUGAUGAUUUAAAAUCAGAAAUAAAUUUGCAGCUUGCUAACAAGUCAAAUCAAAUUCAUUUGACUUGCUUUCAGUUAAACGCUCAUCAUCAAUCAGCUCAAUCGACGAAGAGAUUCCUGAUGAUUGGGAUCCAAUGAAAGAAGACCAUAGGGCUUUGACAAAUACUUAUGCAUUUGACCCUUCGGAUACUGGAACAGCAAUUUUAGGAUACAAGAGUGGAGAUUUGGAUAAAGUUUGCCAACAUUUUUUGAACGGUUAUUGUAAAUAUGGUGAAAGCUGUGUUUAUAAACACUUGAAAAAUGAUCAAAUGGAUUCCUUGGACACUGAAGAAGUGCUUAUCGACACUUUUCAAUCAGAGCUCGUCAAAGUAGGAAUGAGCUUGAAAGCGAUUGUAACUGAAUGUUUAAGCCCAUAUUCCCUUUAUGUUAAACCUACUGAGGACAUAUUUCUUGAACAGAAUUUUGAGUCGAGAGUAGGUGCUCAUUAUGAUUUCAUCGAUCCAACAUUGGAAAAUUACCUCAACUUAACCAAGGAAAUGACUGACUUCUAUCGAAGAGCAGAAAACAAGGAAAAUUUCUUAAUUUAUCCAGCGAUUGGAAGUCUUGUUGCUGCUAGAAGUGAUUCUGUCUUCUUUCGUGGAAGAGUGAUAGACAUGAGCUACGACGAGGACGAACUCCAUAUCAUGAAUAUCGACACAGGAGUUGAGUUGAUGGUUGAUAGAAGAGAAGUCCUUUCAUUGAAACCAAAAUUCGCAACAUUACCUCCAGCCGCUGUUCACUGUGCUGUCAAUGUUCCUCGAGGAAUAUCCAUUACUGACCAAGUCAUGGAUAAUUUCAGAGAUUUGAUUCUUCAUAAAAGGUUUAGGGUUCAAUUUGUUGACAAGGACAUGGAAGAUCGCUACAAAAUAAACCUAUUCAACAGGGACGGAGAACCAUUUGUCAUCGAUUGGGAUCUUUUAUAAGUAAAUUUACAAUGACUAAACAAAUAAUUUGUUAUUUCACAGUUUAUUAAUAAAUUAAUGUUUAAAAUUUAA